GAAUUUCUCCCACAAUGCUACAGCUCGACAGGACCAGCACCGGCGGUUUUCUCAGUCUGCCGAUCGAUGUUGGAUGCUGGAGAUCCCAUCGAGUUCCCUUCCAACAACAUGGCCUUCAGCAGGAGGAGAGAUCCCACCGAUAGUGGGAAAGCCCCCACGAGCGAAUUGUGUCUCAAUUCCAGAAGCCCCAGCUACUGCAUGCCGAAGAUGGUCCUGGGCAAUUCGCCCCAGAACUUGUUGUAGCUCAAGUCCAGCUUCUACAGCCACCCCAGACUCGGAGGCAACGGAUCCUCGAGCUUGUUGUGGCUCAGGUCCACGAUGGCCUGCAGGGAUGAGCCCAGUGUUCCCGAUCUCUCUCAGGACCAGAAAUUCAGAGUGUUGCUGAGCUGCUCCAGUUCCUGCGGAUGCGAAUGUGCUUCGGGUUCCGAACGUAGCAGCAGAAAACACAGAAGCUUCCUCAGGUGCCUAAGCUGACCUAUGGCCGGAGAAAUCAUUGAGUUCGGGGUCGCAUUUGGUAUAUCUGUUGAAUUCUGAUGGCUCGUAGAAGGAGAGUGAAAGUACGUGGGGUUCGUCGUUUUCAUCAUCUUCUCAUACAAUACCGUGACAUACACUGCCAUUCGCACAUAGCUGUUUUAUUGCAGUGAUCCACCCAUUUCCUGUUGCCAGCAUUACGUCGUGCAGAGCUCGAGCUUUCAUGAGUUCCAUCGGUUCUGCCCCAGUUUUAAUCAUCAUGAAAAUGGAACGGAUCAGCAUUACCAGGCUCCAACUGCAUUUCGAAGUAUAUGUCAUCGAGCACUAAAUGGUUCGUCUUGGGAGUUGGUUCGAAUCUCGAAAUGUCUUCUCCUUCUUCUUGACUAGGAAGCGAUCCCCUUCUAAGACAUCAUGCAUAAAUUCCAGGGGACAGACUGAGAAAUUUGUUCCAGUUCCAGCGACCCGGAAUGUUUAAGGUUAUGCUGUAAUCGGAUUCCCUCGUUUGUAAACAUGAUCUAUAAUGACUUG
Marchantia polymorpha subsp. ruderalis is the source of this 999-nucleotide messenger RNA. Lineage: Eukaryota; Viridiplantae; Streptophyta; Marchantiopsida; Marchantiales; Marchantiaceae. The record is from the annotation of a GenBank genome assembly.